AUGUCAAUUCAAUCCCCUUGUUUUCCGGUGGUAAAUGGCAAUCUCCGCCUUCCUAUUGCGUCGUUUUCGUCAUCAACGUUACCUUCUGGUCAGCGAUUAUCAGGAAAUGGGGCCUGGAUUCACAAAAGAGGAAGAAUUUAUGUGAAAUCAGAGGCCAAUUCUGAGGAAGAAACUUCGUCUAGUUCUAGUGAAAGCACUACUAGUGGCAAUGCAUCUAGCUUCUUGUCUGUUCUCUGUCCGUUGCUUAAACUCUUCUCUGGAGGUGAUCCUUCUCAGCAACGUAAUCAUGCUCUUGAGGUCGCAACUUCUUCUUUAGCAUCUAUUGCAAGACUUCUAUGGGGAUCUCGAGUAUCAUCCAUGAGUACAGAUGUUUCUUCUAGUCCACCUUUGCGAUUGCAGCUUUUUGAAUUUGAGGCAUGUCCCUUUUGCCGUAGGGAGCGCGAAGCCAUGACUGAGCUAGACCUCUCUGUAGAAGUUUAUCCUUGUCCUAAAGGAUCUGUAAGACACAGGGAACUGGUUAGAAGAUCCGGUGGACAAGAGAUGUUUCCGUUCCUCAUUGACCCCAAUACCGAUACUUCGAUGUAUGAGAGUGGUGACAUCGUAAAGUACCUAUUUAAUCAAUAUGGAAAUGGGAGAGGCCCUUCCACAGGACUUCUGGAAAGCACCUUGUUCACAGGAUGGAUGCCAACACUUCUCCGAGCAGGUAGAGGCAUGUCAUUAUAGGACAAGGCUUCAACAGAUCCACCACCUCAAAUGCUCGAGCUCUUCUCUUACGAAAACAACUCGUAUGCGCGGUUGGUGCGUGAAGCACUCUGUGAGUUGGAGCUCCCCUAUGUAUUACACAACAUUGGAGAAGGGUCCACGCGAAUGAGAUCACUUUCGGGAUCCGAUAAGGUUCCAUUUUUGGUUGAUCCAAACACUGGUGUCCAGUUAGGUGAUUACCAGAAGAUUCUGGCUUACCUCUUCAAGACUAUUCUUCACCAGUAUCUGCAUAGUGCAUAAUCUGACAUAUACACCAUUAUCCUCAACUUGAGGACCCCAAAGCAAGGAUCAGGACGCAUGGUAACACAAAGGUCCUUUUCUUAUUUUAGGUAUCUUUGAUGUAUAUAAUAAUAAUAGUGCCAAUAUUGGUAAAUAUUGUAUAUCAAGACUAAACACCUGUCUUGUUUUGUGUUUGGGGAUCAGAUUCUUCUCUUUCAAGCAUCAG
Molecule: messenger RNA, 1207 nt
Organism: Brassica oleracea var. oleracea
Lineage: Eukaryota; Viridiplantae; Streptophyta; Magnoliopsida; Brassicales; Brassicaceae
Exons: 11
Cellular component (GO): chloroplast
Source: RefSeq, a predicted model, not a curated record